CUACUCUCCUCAUUUCUUUCUUGCUUUCUCGUGGAUAGUAAAUGCCAAGUUGGCAGAGCCUCCCAGCAGGUUGAACGUGCAGAGUACUGUACAAUGGCGUCUGGACCAGAUAUCAUAACUUACAUUGGCGUUCCACUUGCGGUCCUCGGGGUAGCGCCCAUUAUUUAUAAUACCAUCUCAACGAUCGCCACGGUUAUGAAAGUCAAACGUAUGCUUCGCCGCGGCCGUCUCGCAGGGAUAACUAGGGGAGAUGUUAUUAACCAUGUGAUUGAGGUUGAACUUCCCCGUUACACAAUUGCCCCCUUACACAGAGAAGAGCACUAUAAAGAAUACUGGGGAUUGUGUGACUAUCCAAGCAAGAUUCCAGGAGGUAGUUGGACGAUUUUCAACUGGAAGUGUCAUAAGAUUGGACUUAAGACCCAGAGAAUCGAUUAUACAGACCAGCUUCGACAACCACAGGCCGAGAUUGGAUUCGAAGAGCUGAUAAGCUUUCUCCUCGACCUGGGGGCUAUUCCAAGCGCCAAUGGGUUCCGUAUGCUGCGAGGAAGUGGUCUCUGGGUACCCAUAGGGACACCGCUUCUGCUUUCUCCCGAUGGGCAUGAAACGGUUCUAACAAUUGCUCCCUUGGACGACUCCGAUGGAAAUCUGUCUUUAGCAGUCAAAUGGUCAACAAAUUGGGGAAUGAGGGACCAAUCUAGUCUCCCACCAUACUGGGUAUUGAUCAAGGGCCUUCCAGCACAACCGAGCGCAGAUGGAGACAACCCGGAGACGAUUGUUCCAAAACCUGUCGAAGAAACGACAGAAGAAUCAGCAAAGACUGAUGGCAACGAUACACUCGUAACCAAAACAGCCAAAUAUAUACCUACCAUCGAGGAGGCGAUACCGGCUAUACGAUGCCAAAUUGGAAUCAAUGGUCUGAUUGCCGCAAUCCCAGACGACUUUGAUCCUCAGCUUUUUGACCAACUCAGUAUUGGCCACCUGGAAAUCGAUGACAUGAACACCAAUACCACUGGUAUCUGGUUUGCCAGCGCCAUCACGGCGUUUGGAACAAGUUCUCAGACUAUCCUCUGGAAUUAUAAAAUUCCGUCCGAUAUCCUAGGUUUUGCAAAGAAAGAUUCCAUACCCUGUGGUAUUCUCGUUCUACUUGGCGUCGUGGGAGAAUCAGCUACCCCCGAAUGGGCAACACAAUACGACGAUGAUGGAGAGAAGCGUGAAGAGCAGAGGAAGAAGUUGAAAGAGCAGUCGAGAGCUAUGAUGAAGGAGAAUCAGCUACCUCCAGACCAGAAAGCAGCAGCUAUACGAGAAAGGCAGUUGAAAUCACAUGACGAUUGGGUGGAAAGUCUGAACACAACGAGGAGAAGAGAUGCUCAGAGAGUGGAAACGAGGAUGGUGGAGGCGGUUCAAAGUCCAAAGUGGGAUAAUAAGCUAGUUGCUGAGCAUAAUCUGGCGUGGUUGAAGAAAGAGGGCCAUGUGGAGGAGUCUCAUGAUUUGAAGCGUGCUGUUGAAGUGUUGCUUUGGAGGAUGGUGAACGAUCCAAAGAUUACUGGAGACUUGGUUACGCUGUUGGAUUCAUGGAAAGCUUUUGUUGACAGCGGAGGUAUUCGAAGGGUCGAUUAUCAGAUCUUGAAGGAGAAUCAGGUCGCGUUUGCUAAUGCGAGUCUGCUCGUGACUAUUAUCGAGGAUUCAGUGUCGGCGGCGCUUGGGAGUUUGGCUAUGGACCUUCAGGAGUGUAUCCGAGUUUGGAGAAAGGUCAGGCUUGGCUGAAUAUAUACCCAGAGUAUUUGGUUUCGAAGAAUAGUUCAAAGUACCGAGCAAAGGUGAAGAUUGAAAUUACUUCCCGUCUGAAUGC
This is a messenger RNA of Hyaloscypha bicolor E, 1849 nucleotides long. RefSeq lists its product as uncharacterized. Bases 94 to 1764 code for a protein of 556 amino acids. The transcript has 2 exons. The record is from RefSeq and is a predicted model, not a curated record. Lineage: Eukaryota; Fungi; Ascomycota; Leotiomycetes; Helotiales; Hyaloscyphaceae.